Diplodia corticola is the source of this 1716-nucleotide messenger RNA. RefSeq names its product amp-binding enzyme. Gene Ontology annotation, biological process: fatty acid metabolic process. The transcript has 5 exons. Bases 1 to 1716 code for a protein of 571 amino acids. Gene Ontology annotation, molecular function: medium-chain fatty acid-CoA ligase activity. The record is from RefSeq and is a predicted model, not a curated record. Lineage: Eukaryota; Fungi; Ascomycota; Dothideomycetes; Botryosphaeriales; Botryosphaeriaceae.
AUGCUGGAAAACAAGUCGCUCAGCUUGCCAGACGAGCCUCAUUUUCGGCAGCUGAUCCAAAAUCACGACACAAUCCGCCAUGUCAUCUUUCGUGAUCUCGCCUGCCAGGCCGAUGCCGACUAUGCCCAAUUACUCUUCGAUAUCGCGCAUUUGAGGCGGCGUAUUGUCGACAAUUUGCCCGCCUCUGCUCUUGAUGGAAAGGGCCGUAUCAGAGAAGAGAGACCCUACAUAUGCACCUUGGCACCGGCCGGGUACGAAUUCCUUGUGGCUGCACUUGCCGUGCUUUCAAUCGGCGCCGCCAUAGUUCCCUUGGCGCCCGAAGUACUGCCAGUCGAGGCGCUGUACUUCCUCAAACAGUGUCGAGCCGAUCUACUACUCACAAGCUCCCGCUGUUCACCGCUGGGUGACAGCAUAGAGCAGUACGUCCGCUCUCACGGCCAGACAACAACCUUUCUGCCCAUCAAACCAAGCGUCAUGGCCCGCGGCCAGCAACAACCCGUAGCCGUCGACCCCGAGAUGACCAUCCCAGCCGACCGCCCAAGCCUGAUCCUCUUCACAUCCGGCAGCACCGGCCCGCCCAAAGGCGUCGUCCACAACCGCCGCUUCUUCCACUCCGGCUACGGCACCUCCUCCUCCCCUUCCUCCCCCGACCUCUUCCUCACCCACCGCCCCGUGCACUGGAUCGGCGGCCUCCGCUCCAUCAUCAACCUCGCCAUCAGCGGCACGCCGCAAGAAGUCGUCGCCGAGCCGACCGCACCCGCAAUCUGGCACCGCCUCCGCGACGGCGACGGCGACGUCACCAUGCUCUGCUGCGUCAUCCCCAUGUGGAUCCGCCUGAUGGAGCACUUCCGGCACGCGCUGAGCCGUCUACCCGCCCCGGAGCUCGAGCCGUAUCUGCGCGGCGCGCGGGCGCUGCGCGUGGCGCGCGUGGGCGGCGCGGCGCCGCAGCCGUCGCUGCUGCGGUUCUGGCGCGAGGAGCUGGGCGUGCCGUUGGAGGUGACGUAUGGGUGCACGGAGACGGGCGGGCCGGGCUUGAUGACGGAUGAGCGGACGGAUAGGGAUCGCGAGUGCAACCUGGGCAGGCCGGAGGAGGGCGUCGAGGUCCGUCUGUCGGAGGGUGACCGCGGCGAGAUCUUGAUCAGGAACUCUAGGCAGUUUUCACAGAAAAGCUACCUCAACGACGACGAGGCCACGCGGAAUGCGCUUACCGAGGACGGUUUUUUCAAGACAGGUGACUACGGCCGUCGUGUUGGUGACGAGUAUACGAUCGAGGGCCGACAAGCAACUGACUUUGUGCGUUUUCACGGCUUCAAAGUCCCCGUUGUGGAAGUGGAGAUGCGUUUGCUGGAGCUGCCCUUCAUCUCCCAAGCCUGCAUCGUUUCGGUCCCCGACGGCGAUGCGUCUACACGCGUGGCAGCCCUCGUGCGCUUCAACGGGGACGGCCUCUCCCAGGGACUUGCGGAACUCCGCGAGGAACUCUCAGCUACGCUCGCACAGUACAAACUGCCGACAGCACUGCGGGUUCUCCAGCCCAGCGAGAAAUUUCCCGUAACCUUUACCGGCAAAGUCUUGAGGAAGAAGGUUGUAGAGCAGUACUUUCCAACAAUGGGUACUUACGAGCUUCCACGUGAUGUUGAGCUGUGGGACCUUCGGUCGAAGGGUCAGCAGGGUGCGCCACACAAGGCGUGGGAUUGGGCGGGGCUGCAAGGAUGUUGA